UGGAGGUUAAAGUCUGCAACUUUUCAUCUGCGAAGGAGUGUUCAAACGCGAGAUGUAAACAAAACCCAAUUUCUCAAAUCAAAAUCCAAAGCGACCCAAUAGAAAAAUCUUCAAUCUGUUUCUAUUUCUGCAUCGAUGUUAUGAUCAGAGAUGCAAAUGUGGAGUGAUCGCGCAUUUUCUUGGGCUGGAAGUUUGACGAAACCAUGGCAGUAGACAAAACCGAGAAAGAUUCGGAGAUUAGCUCGAAGCCCCAGAAGAUGUCGUCUCCGAUGUUCCCGGAGAUGUCGGAGAGCACUACAAGUAGCAGACGGUGGGGGAAGAAACCGAGGAAGAUUUGGAAGAGACCCAUCAGAGUUUCCAGGUUGCCGAGCUUUGGGUUCGCCGGUUCCGAUUUCACGUUCGAUCAGAUUCCGGCAAUAUUUUCCGGCUACGCAGCUGGGUCGGAAGAUUCGUCUUCGUCGGAGUUGUCGGAUGCUUCUGGAAGUGACUCUCAAUCUAUCAGCUCAGUUGAUGAUGAGAACGCAGAGAUUAGCCAUGCGAGAUCAACAAGAGCGGUGCGGAAACGGGCGAGUUUGAAGAGGAUGAAGAGUAUUUCCAGAAUCCCGAGCAUGAAAUUCCGGAGACAAUUGACGAGGAAGCUGUCCGGAGGAAGAACUCAGACACGACAGAAACUCAAGAAAGUCAGAUCUGUGAAACUCAGGAAUUAUGGCGAUCGAUCUGUUUUGUCUGGUGAAACCAUUGGAUUAGCAUCUCAGCCUCGAUACUUGAAUCCAACAAGCUCGUCCGCAUCGAAGAAUGUCGGGAAGAUUCAGAAGAAUCUGAAACCAAACAUGGGAGCUACAGCAAAGAAAUUUUCUGGAGGUUUGACAAGAACAAGAAGCUUGAGAUACUCUGGCUUGCGCAGAGCUACAUGCUCUUCGGCUAUGAAAGAUUCUAAGAUCGGUAAUGAUGUUUCAGAUGGCAAAGUCUGCAACUACAUGUACUGUUCUCUGCAUGGGCAUCAUCAUCAUCAUGGUCAUGCGGAUGAUGCUAAUGUUUCCUCUUUGAAGCGGUUUGUGUCAAUGAGGAGGAGGUUACUGAAGAAGCAAAGGAGCACUAACCGGCGUUUGGUCUUGUUGAAGCGAUCUUUAAGCAGGAAGAGAGGUUCUGUAACUGGAACUGGUCGGAUAGUGACUGUCGGAGAUAGUGCAGAUCAAGAAUCAACCCAUGUAGAUCCCACUGCAGAUGGAGAAUCUAGUCGAGAGAUCUACCAAGAACGCGUUUCCAGCUCAGAAAUUUACGGGAAUGAUGAUGUAGAAUCUGUUCGACAACCCGCUGAGACCCGUGACUUAUCCUCGGGAGAUGUCGGUGAGAACCAAGAUCGAUGUAGCGGUUCGACAAUCCGAACUGAACUGCCAAAACCUGUUUUGUCCGCUAGAAAACGGUGGGAAAAUCUGAAUACGACCGAAGAAGAAGAUAGUGCAGAUCAAGAACCAACCCAUGUAAAUGUCACUGCAGAUGGAGAAUCUAAUCAAGAAAUCUACGAAGAACACGUUUCCACCUCAGAGAUUUACGGGAAUGAUGAUGUAGAAUCUGUUCCACAACCCGCUGAGACACAUGACCAAGAUGGAUGCAGCGGUUUGGCAAUCGGAACUGAUCUGCUAAAACCUGUUUUGUCCGCUAGAAAACGAUGGGGAAAUUUGAGUGAGGCCGAAGAAGAAGAAUCUGAGAGCCAACCCGAAAGAAAUACACAGAAGAAUGUGAAACUGUGGCGCCUUAUAUAUCAGCAGAUGGUGACAGGUCUCAGGGAAGAAACUUCAGAAGGUUCUGAGAAAUUCUGUGGAGAAAGUUCUAGAAGCUGUCAAGAUGGUUCUGGAGCAAUGGCAGAUGAAGAUGGCAGGAAAGAUGUUCAAGCCAUUGAUCAUGACAAGUCUGAUGCUGUUAAGAUUGUGAAGCAAGCGUUGGACGAGAUCCUUCCUGAGAUCACGGAUUACUCCUCUGAUGAUAAAUCCGUGAGCGGGGACAAAACUUCCGAGCAUGAACACGUGAAACGUGAAGACGAUCAAGGAUUGGACUUGUCUCGUUUUGCUUCUACUUCUUCUCUUACAGGGGAAGAAACUGGUCGGAGAGGUUCCAAGAAUUGGAGGUACUUGAAAAAUGCUUUUCUUCUGAAGAGAUUUCUCGAGUUGUUGGAAAAAGUUAGAGACUUUGAUCAGAGAGAGGCGAGGAAUCUGUCGGUCAAAUGUGACCGGGAAGAGGAUGAGACGAUGAGAUUGAGACGAGUGAGCAAAAACGCAGAAGAAUGGAUGUUGGAUUACGCGCUCAGGCAAGCGAUUUCAAUGCUGGAUCCGUCGCAGAAAAGAAAAGUGGAACUUCUUGUUCAGGCCUUUGAAACGGUAAUCCCGAUUGACAGGUUCAGGGCUCGUGUUUCAGGUUUCACUGCUUCUCACAUGGGGAAGAACAUUAAAGCCCAGAUGGAGAAAGCGAGUUCGGAAAAUAACUCGGGAGAAAACAAAGAUGAGGCUACUGAGAUCCAAGCUGUGUUUGGUGGCCCAAAAUCCGAUGAAACUGCAGAAUUAGAUGGAUCGAGUUCAUCUAAAGAAGAUGAGAGGAUAGAACACGGUGAAACCGAAACAAAGGCUGAAAAACAGAAUCUUAUCAAGUGGAGGAACCUUAUAUAUAAGCACAUGGCAACGUCUCUAACCGUUAACGAUGAGCGGAAGCAUCAUGUAUGCGAGAACGAACUCGUAGAAGAUUUCGAGCAAUCGGGCAGUGUAGAUGGAUCAAAGUCUUCCGAAUGUUCCUCCGGAACUGAUCAAAUACCGGGUCGUGCUGUUAAGUUGGUUCAACAAGCACUUGAAAAGAUUGUCUCGGAAAUUCCAGACCAACCUUCCGAUGAAGAUGCCAUUUCAUCGUCUUCUAAUUCUGGAAAACAAGAUUCGACAGGUCAAGACACGGGAAAUGGCUGGAACAACUUGAAAAGGGUAAUCCUUCUCAAGAGAUUUGUCAAGAGUUUGGAAAAAGUACGGAAACUGAAUCCAAGAAGGGUCCGGUGUCUGCCAGAGGAGUCCAACUUUGAAGCGGAAAAUGUUAACCUGAGGCACCGAUCAUCAGAAGACAGAAAUGAUGCAGAGAACUUAAUGCUUGACCAUGCUCUUCGUCAAGCUAUAUCGAGAUUGGCUCCUUUCCAGAUAAGGAAAGUAGCGCUUCUCGUGAAUGCAUUCGAUACUGUCCUCGAUGGCGGUGGAAAAUCCACCCCAUUUCGAGACGAUCAAGCUUGUCAAGAUUCCGCAACAAUGGUGAAUCCGGAAAAUCCUGACCAUGGAUCUUCUCCUAUGGAGUCCAAGACUGAUACUACUUCCCGAAACAAUGGUGAAUCAGGUGGGGGAGGCAUGAAUGGUCAGAAACCAAACCCGAAGAAAGAUCACGACUUCAACGCGGAUGAGCAGAGAACUACAGCCGGAUUUUCAAGAAUUCGGGUGAAUCAAAGAGACUGGAAAGAGCAAGUCGAAGAGAAAGAUACCAAAUUGUGGAAACUGAUCUACAAACACAUGGUAACUGAUCUUCAGACAACAAAGGACGGUACUGAUCGAGCCUAUGGGGUGAAGAUUUCAGAUCGUAAAGAUGGCUAUUAUGGUGCAGAACCGAUGGCGGCAGCUGAAGACAGAUGCCGUGAUGAGGAUGGUCUGAAAAUCGAUGACAGAAGCAGUGGCGUUGUAAGGUUUGUCCGGGAAGCACUGGAGAAGGUUCUGUCUGAAAUCCCGGAUCAGUCAUCAGAUGAACAAUCCAUGAAUAGUGAUGUAACCACAGAUCAAGAACUUUUCGAAAGGGGUUCUGAACUCGGAGAAGAGCUUGGUCCUUCAGCUUCCAUGGCUGCCAUAACAACUCAGGUAAUGGGACCGGAGGCAAGACACAAGUCGAGUGAGAAAACCUCGAGGGGCUGGAGCAGCCUGAAAAAGGCGAUCCUUUUGAGGAGGUUCGUGACAGAGUUGGGAACUCUAACGAAACAUAGUAACAGAACGCCUCGGACUCUGCCUUUGGAAUCCGACCCAGAAGCUGAGAAGAUCAAUCUGAGGCAUCGGCCAUUAGAAGGGAAGAAAAGUUCCGAGGAAUGGAUGCUUGACUAUGCUCUACGACAAGCCAUUUCGACGUUAGCGCCUUCGCAGAAGAGAAAAGUCGCUCUUCUUGCACAAGCUUUCGACACCAUCAGCUUACAAGACACCAUUAGUUUCUCGAGUCCCAGCUCUCGUCGAUCCAGCAAUUCUGGUGGUUCACCAGAAGCAAGAACACCGAUUUCAAAUCCCGUGAGUGGCCAAGAAAAGUCGGGAUAUGGAUUUGGCAAGGAAGAAGUGGCUGACUCCACUUUUCGGGAUACGAAUGAAGAGGGAACCCGUGUUUUCCACCGCAACGAAACAGAUGAUACAUGCAAGAUGUCGAGUGAAAAACCGAGAGAUUCACAAGAAGAGGGCGAAUUGGCUGGUGAAACCGCUAACGUGCAGCAAUGUACGAGCCUGUGGAGGUUAUUAUGCAAGCACAUGGAAUCGGGUGUUGCAGAGAACGAGAGAAACCAACCGUCUUUGGGGGCAACCAUCAAGGAGGAAGAAAACAAAGGCGGGUCUGAUUCCGAUGAUCAAAAUGCAGGUGGUGAAAGCAUGGAGCUUUACCAGAGUGAAGCCGUAAAGCUGUUGGAAGAAGUCAUCGAUGAAAUAUCUCUUCCAGACAGCGAAGGUGACCAUACAGGCAGUACGAUUUCAGACCGGAAACAUCUAGAAGAAACAGAUACCGAAAAGGAAGCGAGCCAGAAGGCAGAAACUGAGCAGAUGCCACAGGUGAGGAAAGGCUGGAGCAACCUGAAAAGAGUGAUCCUUCUGAAGAGAUUUGUCAAAGCACUCGAGAAAGUGAGGAAGUUCGAUCCAAGAGAGCCGAGGUUUUUGCUGUUGAACCCCGACCCAGAAGCCAAAAAGAUCAACCUAAGGCAUCAAGAAACUCGGGACAAGAGAAACGGCGAAGAAUGGAUGGUAGAUUAUGCACUUCAAGGCGUUGUUUCCCAACUAACACCUGCUCGGAAAAGGAAAGUUCAGCUGUUAGUACAAGCUUUCGAGACCGUCUCGGUUACAGGGAACUGAAUCUAUAGACCGUUAAUGGAAAUCACCAGAGUUUAGCCCACAAGCUCUGUCACAAAUCAAAAGAAACAGAGCAUCGAGCAAGAAGAUGGUGGUUGCAGAGAAACAAAAGGAACUCGUGGUGUUGGGUUUUGUCCUUUUAGGACAGAUUCAUUUUUGUGGAUUUCUUCUGUUUGCAAUGUUCAGUGUGAAUGUGUGUGUAUACAUCACAAGAAAGUCAUUUCAUUACUGUUAUUGUUAUUACAUCGUUUCAAGAAUUGAAAGCAGAAAUCCAUGUAUUCAUUCUUCUUUCCCUUGUGUUCAUGACUUGUCAAUGUUGCUUUCGUUCA
Messenger RNA from Tarenaya hassleriana, 5431 nucleotides. RefSeq lists its product as uncharacterized. Gene Ontology annotation, molecular function: calmodulin binding. Bases 204 to 5105 code for a protein of 1633 amino acids. NCBI's taxonomy places the organism in Eukaryota, Viridiplantae, Streptophyta, Magnoliopsida, Brassicales, Cleomaceae. The record is from RefSeq and is a predicted model, not a curated record. The transcript has 3 exons.